Pseudoliparis swirei is the source of this 7746-nucleotide messenger RNA. RefSeq names its product chromatin remodeling regulator CECR2. Gene Ontology annotation, cellular component: CERF complex. The record is from RefSeq and is a predicted model, not a curated record. Bases 165 to 5045 code for a protein of 1626 amino acids. Gene Ontology annotation, biological process: chromatin remodeling. Gene Ontology annotation, molecular function: protein binding. The transcript has 19 exons. Lineage: Eukaryota; Metazoa; Chordata; Actinopteri; Perciformes; Liparidae.
UGAAACAGAUUGUACCGCUCUUCGGGUCGCAAUGGCAACUGCCCGACAAGGACGACACUAGCAACUUUUGUCGUACUUGUAAUGUUACGGAGACUUUCCAAGUCGCCGAGGAAACUACCUUCUAAUGUGAACAACAGACGUCACACCAUAUCUCAAGUCCGAAAAUGUCCCAGGGAUGUACCGUUUCUGUGGAAGAGAUCCAGUCCUGGUGGGAAGUCCCCGCCAUAGCGCACUUCUGCUCGCUGUUCAGGACCGCGUUCAACCUUCCAGACUUUGAAAUAGAGGAGCUGGAGAAGGCCCUGUCGGAGCAGGAUCUGGACUUCCUCAGGGACCUCAUUGCGUGUCUUCUGCAGGGCUGCUACCAGCGCAAUGACAUCACUCCCCAGGCAUUCAGCAGUUACCUGGACGACAUCAUCAGCUACCGGUGGGAGCUGGAAGAGGGGAAGCCCAACCCACUUCGAGAGGGUCCCUUUGAGAACCUCCCUCCUCGCACUCAGGUGGAACUGCUGCACCGGCUGUGCGACUACCGCCUGGAUGCUGCUGAUGUCUUUGACCUGCUCAAGGGACUGGAUGCAGAUAGCCUGAGAGUGGAACCACUGGGGCAGGAUGGAAAGGGAGCCCUCUACUGGUACUUUUACGGCACUCGCAUGUACAAAGAAGAGCCAGUCAAGAGGAAAGCGGAGAAAAUCAGUGAAGCCACCGAGCUGACAUUACCAGAGAAAAAGAAAAGGGGAAGACCACCAAAGAAGAUGAAACUGGAAGAACCGCAGCUAUGUGAGCUGGAGAGUGAAGAGACGGAAGGAAAGACAGAGAAUGAGCUGGAAGAUGUCCGCCCCACCACAGUCCUUAAGCGAGGCGCUUGGUCGCUUGUGUGCGAUACGGAGGAGCAAUGGGUCAGCCUGGUGGACGGCGUCAAGGACAAGACCUCCCCACAGGACCGCCACCUCUACCGCGUCAUCAGCCAGAACUUUAUGCCUGAGAUCCGCAGCAUGAUUGAGCACAAGGAGCGGGAGCAGAAACAGAAGCUACUGGACCCAGCCCCAGUUCGCAUAUCACAACGGUUCUCUGAAAAACACUUAAACCAAGAGGAGGAGGACAAUCUAAGGGCGAUAGCGCAGGAGAAGAGGAAAGAUGAAGAGAUGGACAGGCAGGUCCUGCUGGCCGAGCAACGGCGAGAAGAGGAACGGCUUCAGCAGGAAGAUCAACAGAGAGAAAAGAUGGAGAAGAUAAAAGCUGUGGAGGAGCGAGCAAAGAGGCGGAAGAUGCGAGAGGAAAGGGCCUGGUUACUGUCUCAAGGAAAAGACCUGCCACCUGAACUCCUGAAUUUGGAGCCUUCUUCUCCCGUCUACCGAACACGCAGGAAUAAAGCGUUCUACGAAAUUGAUGACGACUACACGACUCUAUACAAAGUGCUUGAGGUCUUGAAAGCCCAUAAAGAUGCUUGGCCUUUCUUGGAGCCUGUGGAUGAUUCUUAUGCCCCCAAUUACCACGAGAUCAUCCAGACACCAAUGGACCUGUCCACCAUUGAAAAGAAGCUCAGUGAUGGGGAGUACGUUGCUAAGGAGGAGUUUGUUGCUGACGUGAAGCUCAUGUUUGAGAACUGCAUUGAAUACAAUGGAGAAGACAGUGAGUACACUAUCAUGGCGGAGUCUCUGGAGCGGUGUCUUAGCCGGGCCCUAUUAAAACACUUUCCAUCAGAGGAUGGCGACACGGAUGAGGAAUUCCAAAUCAACAGCGAAGACAAGGACCGCAAGGACAAGAAGCGUAAUCGUAGCAGCAGUAAACAUUUGGGACCUGAAAGUCUGAUCAAAGCCACUGAGCAAGUCCAACGUAAGAGAAACGCCCAAGGGGGCGGCAAGGGCAGCUCACUCUCGGAAGAGGACAACAGACACGCACGUCCACCUCCUUCCCUUCACUGGGCCAAUGGCCCCCCACACCCCCACAGCCUGCCUCCGAGCCAGCAGCACAUGCAUCAAGGGGACAUCAGGGGCAUGUACCACCCCGGGCAACAGCUUCUUCGUCUGCCUGGCCCUCACGACGCACACAUGUAUGGUCAGAGGAUGGCCAUGGAUCCCCGCUUCUCUUACCCAGCUCACAUUGCCCGACACAGAGAUCCUGGUUUGAACCGGUUGCCCCACAACUUUGCCAUGCAGCAUCGCAUGGUUGAGGGAUGUCACAUGGGUCAUAGGUAUCCAAUGGUCCCAAAUCCUAAUCAACAGCAGCCUCCACACCAGCCGCAGCACCCCUACAUGGGACCAACUCAUGGCCCGUCUCUGGGCCCACGUCCGCUGGGCCUCCAGCCUGGCCCUCCUCCUGAAGCCAGCAUGUAUCCUUCCCACCAUCGUCCAGAGGGACACACCAUGCACCCCAUGGGCAACAGAUUCCUAGGGCCAGAAGGACCACAUCAGCACAACUACCCAGGCUUAAGGCCUCCCGGUAUGGGACUAUCUAACAUGUGGACUGGUAUGAACCACCAGGAGAGACCCAAUGGGAUGGGAAUGCAAGAUCCCAACAUGUUGAACCAGCGCAACUUUGGUUAUGGUGGAGUUCCCCCUCCAGUGGGGCAUAAACCUUGGCCAGAAGCUGCUGGAUACCCCCACCCGUGUCCCAAUGCCCAGUAUCAAAUGUCUGCAGCGGUCGGUUCCCCGGGCGCCAUGUCAUCACGCCCCCCUGUCCCCCACCCAGACUCCUCUGGCAGGACACGCUUGGCGUCCAUGCUGGAAAGCCCAGAGAUGCUGGCCCUGCAGCAGCUGUCAGCCUCUUCUGGACCCCCUGCUGGUACCCCGCAUCAGCACAUGGGCAAUGUUCAGCAGCCCGGGCCCCCAUCAGGAAUUGGCAGCAUCCCAGCUCCCCCCUCUCAGCAGCCUCCCCCUGCCCCUGAGGUUCAGCUGCUGCGUCCUGCUAGAGACAAUGGGCCAGACAGCCAGCCUCCUCGACAGACAGACACGCUGCCCAAAGACUCGACAUCAGAGAACAAAAUGGCAGCCAGCAUUUUGGAUGAAGCUUCAUCGCACCAAAUCACGGUUUCAAUUAACCCAGAGCACCCGUCCAUUCGUAGCCCCGCAGAACACCUCACUGGGCCAGCAGAGAGACUGCAGAGCCCCAGAGCUUCGAACCCGGGCAGAUUCCAGGAGAGUCCGUCCGGACCGGGGCUGUCGCAGCGUUCAACAGAGAGCCACACGCAGGAGGUCGAUGGCCAGAGACAAUCUGCCAAUCACGGAUCCAUUCAACACAUAAGUGCCACGACUGUUUCAUCCCAGCUCAACCCAAGUGAAAAUAGCUCCACCGACGCCACCCACCCUCAGCAUACACACACCAGUCCACAGCAAAAGGCUCAAAGCCCCACUCUCCUUCACCCGAACAUAACGCCACUGCAUGCUGCAGCGUCUCAGGAUUCAACUCGGCCAAUGUCAGAGAGCAAUUUGUCCCCCGCGCAGGAUGCACAUCGGCAAAGUGAGCAGCAGAACACCCAAAAACAGCAGCAACCUCAGGCAACCCAGGGUACAUCGCCCCAAUGCCACACACGGAGCUCUCCCCAGCCGAUCACCCAGAGCACACAGCAGCAUGGUUCUCUUCUACCGCCUCAUCCCAUCCCCCAAGACAUCUCUCCACAUCCUCCACAGAGCAGCCCCAUGCAUGGGAGGCCACAGAGUGCGACACAAGGAGCCCAGCCUGGACCCCCUCAGCCAGUCCCUCUUACCUCAUUGCCACCCAGUCAUCCGACCCCUCUACUACCAUCCCAGCCUAGCCCAGCAGACCAUGGAGAUCAAAGACCUAGUGAGCCUGCAAGUAGACUGGACACAGACGGCAACGCCGCUCCUCCGCAACACAUAAUGAAAUCUGGGCCUCCAAAUGGUAUUUAUAAACACCAAGCUUUUAGCCCCAAUCGCCAUCAAACCCAGGUGGUCAUUAGUAACCCAGGCAUGCAGGCUCAAAGAGGGCAAGCACCUGCUCACAAUCCAGCCAUGCCUCCCCAUUCCCAAGGCCAGGUAAAUGGAGCCAUGGGUCCAUAUGCCAUGGGGAACCACCUCCAUCCACACUACAGCCAGACAAACAUGAGCAGGCCCAUGCCUCCAUCUGCUCACCACCCAUAUCACAAUCAGGCCAUUAACCCCCUCCACAAUCCUGCUCAGCACCCCGCAUACCACCAGCAGGGAGGGUCUGCCUACUCCUACCACACGCCAGGCCAACAGCACCCCAAUGUGUUCCCAGCUCAUCAGUACCAGCAGCAGCACUACUUCCCACAAGCUCAGAUCCAUAACCAGGCCAGCAGCAGAGGAGGUUUUCCUCCUGAGGAGUGGCAUCGGCCUCAUUAUCAGCCUCGCCAAUCGAUGCCGCCCAAUAGCUACCCACCCGCAGCUAGUGCCAGAGGCAACGGUCCGUUGAAGGAGAGCAGUGUGUCACCACUGGGCUCUGAGGGCUCCAGUUUGAUGUCCCCUGGUGGCCCUAUGCCUGAAGUAGCAACACACCCUGGAGCCCCAGAAGACAUCAAGUGUGAAAGUAGGGAGCCGGCCAGUGGAUGCAAUGGUGACAGCCCCGCAAAGCAAGCUCAUGAGGAGAGCUCGGAGCGACCGGAGAGCCCGAAAGAAAUCCUCGACCUCGACAGCCAUAAUGCCGCUGCCCGCCGCCGCAGCACCCAACAGCACCCGCCUGCCUCUGCUGCACACAUGGUGUCUGGCUACAUGUUCGACCAUUGUGCAAUGCACCCUGGGAUGCAGCGUGCUGGCGUUCCUCCACCCCACAUGAUGUUUCAGACUCAUGGAAAUUGCAACAGGGCUCCUUACCCUGGCCAGCCGUACCCUGAUCCAGGACACUACGCCGCCCAAAGACCUCACCCACAUCUGAUGGAGGCUCUGCAGCGGCCCCAACAGCUGCCUUACUCACCGGGUCAGACGCGCAUGGUCAUGUACAGACACCCCCGGCCUGCGGGGAAUUUCCAGGGCAUGAUGAUUCAGCAGAGAGGCCUGGCACCAGAACACUUCCUACACCCAGGGCAGCAGAUGAUGGCUGCUCCGGGCGACCCUGGCAGUAAACAAGGAGUGUGACAAGAACGGAGCAUGUUAUUAUCAAUUGUUCCAGAAGGAGGAAUAUGUGGGUCAGCUGACCGACACUUCGCUCCACAUGCCUCCCUUAAUGAUUUUCUUACACUGGACAAGAACCUUCUGGCUCCGUUUCGCCCACCGAUGAAGUGAAAGAGCCAACCAGGCAGCUGGAAUAGCCGAGGUGAUGAUAAUGUGAAACGUGUUUGAGCCCUGGAGAACUUUUCUCUUUUUCGCUUGCCGUCCUUCACACUCUGUCGAGCCGACGGGGAUUUACCGACUUGCUCAAGGGCCCGUCGCCACAAGGCUUCUCCCCGACGUGGUUGAACCUGCAGCAGACGGGCAGCCGUCAUCAACCACCAGGCCGACACAGAGGACCCGGUCUCAAGAACACUCGACAGCCCUCUUCUCUUUGAGCAAUGGAAAUAUGAAUGGGUACCCUGAACACAGCCUGUCUAUCUUGAGCUGUCCUUCUACUGACGGAGCGGAGGAGGGUUGUGAUGAAGACGAGCGGGUUCUGUUGUUCUACUGAUAUCUUCGGUUCCAACCCUAUCUUUAAACUCAGGUGUAGAAAAGGAGGUACUAUGAGACUGUCCCCCUAACCCGGUCCACUCACAGGCCCCUUGCAAUUGCCUUGAUUACCUUAGUGAAUGUACGAGUGAAUGUGUAGACAAUAAGGUGUGUACAGCAGAUUAGCUGCGUGGGAAAAUACACACACACACACACACACACACACACACACACACACUGAUCGUUUGUCUUGAGCAUAAACCGUCCGGCGCAAGGCCCAGUUACUGUCCCCCUGACUCUUUCACUGUUUCUCUAGUUCUGGAGUAAACACGCAGUAUAUGCAUCUUUCAAAGCUGCCUUCAUUGACAAGAAUGUCUUUGAUUAGCAGAAAGGGACUGGAAAAAAUGGCGCAAUUUGUAUCCAACUUUACAUAACUCUCUGUUAUGCACUAUGGAUUUAGUCGAGACAUCCUGGAAUUGAGUGGCCUUGGCUUGUCCUAUUUUUAGUCAAAUGAAUAUAUGUAUAAAAAUAUAUCCUUAUCUCUUGUCCCAGACGGGGGGAAUUCUAAAACGACCUGUUCUGCUCGCUGGUAAAUGCACAAGCACAGAACAAACGCAGAGAUCCUGCUCUUUCUUUCUUUAUAUUUGUGACAUUUGUUGCAUUCCAGCUGAAAGUGUGUUCUUUCUUUGUUAAUUCACGGCCCUGCGCUUUGCAUAGUUGCUUCUUUGAGUGCUUCCUCUUCCCCUUGUCAAUACUAAACAGAUCCUCAGGGUGUACAGUUUCUAUAUACGGGUAUUGUUCUGCAUUAUUUGGAGGAGGAGCAGCACGAGGAAAAUGGGACCGCAGCCGUGGCCAAUGGAUCCACCUCCCCACCGCUUGUCUUUUUUCAUAGUUAUCAAAGUUGAUUUGAAAGGAGAGGGAUCACAUUUAAGUUAUUCCAUUUGAUAUCUUUCAGUUUUUCAUCACAACACAUGUUUUCAGAGCUACCGAUGCAUGUUCUCAUAACCGAUGUGGUCCGCGGAGGUUUACGACCUCCACCUCAUCGUGUUGUUUUGCAUUUGUGAACCCCACCUGUGCAGUUUAGUGAUGACCGUUAAAAUAAUCUACCUCAUUGGCAUUUACUGAGUCUCAACGUCUUUUCCUGCGCUGCCAGACUCCUGCUGGUCAACACGGUGUGACCAGCUGAUCUUUAGCACCACUAUUAGUUUGUAGUCUUACAGAAGUGAAACGAAUGCCUUACCACACACGGCCGGCUCGGUCACAGGUUGCUGACACUGACGGGUGUUCUGUAAAUGAAGCAAUCCUUGAAUCUUUUGAGUGGGACAGCACUUUCAUAAUCGUUUUUUAAAUGGAGUGCGAUGGUCAAUAUGACAUCGCGUGUCUGAAAAGUGGUCUCGCGCUGUACAGAUGGCAUGUCUUUCUGACUUCAGGUUGUUGGAACUAGAAAACGUAGGAGGUAUUCCAGUCUAGGGUCCGUAAUGGACCGCAUAGAGUUUGGCGUCAUUAUGUUAAUAUGUUCGUUAGUAGUAGGUACCUAAAGCAUCAUACGGAAAUAUUUGAGAGAGGAUGGUGGAAUAGGAAAGUUCUAGAAGCUGUGAGACAAUUUUCAAAAUGUGGCACACACAAGGCUAUUUAGUUGAAUAGGAAAUUGUCCAUAUUUAGUGGGCCUGAGGGGGUCACCUUGGAGGUCGUGUUCACUAGUGCGGUCUCAUGCAUGAAGGACAGUGUUCAUUUUAAAGGCCUGAGGUUGUGAUGUUGUCCUUUGCUGUAUAUAUGUUGUGUGUGUGUAUGCGUGUGUGUGUUUCUGGUGUGUAGAAUCGGCACCAGGUGAUCGGAAGUGUGCAUUCAUCUCUCACUUUUACUCUGCUGUCAUCUCUGCACUAGUGAAAACCGUUUAGAUGUGAUUAAAUGUGAAUCAUAUUUAUUUUCUCCUUCAGGCAUUUUUGUACAUUUUUGGACUUGUUUUAAUAUAAAUGUGGUGUAUGUUUCUAUUUUUUGUUCUUCUUGAUAUUUCUUUUUUGUUUUCAGCAGUUGUCUUUUACCUCGAUAGCAUGGUGGCAUUGAAAAAAGAACUGCAAGUUUAAUUUUCAGUGAUGUUUUCAAGUUCUUAUCUGACUGACAGAUUAUUUUGGAAAUGGAACAGAGUAUUUUCUAUACUGUACAUUUCUUAGAAAUAAAUCACUUUUCUCGAACAAGA